AUGUUUACUGCCUGUCUUGGGUCGAGAGAUAUAGACCAAGAGACGGAGGGCAAAAACACAGUCGGCAUCCUGAGGCGGUUACGCGAUGAUUGCAAAAGAGUAAUAUCAGCAGUAGAGGCUCAGAUAUACACUUCACUGCUGGCCUGCGUUUACCCGAGUGACCUGCAGGGCAACAUUAACUGGAUUGCUGUUGAGUCCUUCAAAAACCCCAAGGCGUCACCGCAUCCUCUUGCCUGCCAUCCUCGUGAUGUUUUCCACCCGAAUAACACUGUUCUGCCUCGCGUUGCGCUCCACCCGGUAAAACGUGUCGCAAAAGUCCUGGCACCGCAUGUGCUUCAAAAACUCCUCGUCGUGGGUGAUGACAAUCAGCUGCAGGUUCCCCUGCGACUGCCUCGCCUUGAUGAUCCUGUGCAGGCUGCUCGCCAGGCUGCGGAUGUUGUCGCUGUCGAGGUUGGUCGUCGGCUCGUCCAGCGCGAUCAGGCCGCAGUUGACGCCAAACGACUCGGCCAGUGCUAG
Podospora bellae-mahoneyi is the source of this 516-nucleotide messenger RNA. RefSeq lists its product as uncharacterized. Lineage: Eukaryota; Fungi; Ascomycota; Sordariomycetes; Sordariales; Podosporaceae. Bases 1 to 516 code for a protein of 171 amino acids. The transcript has 3 exons. The record is from RefSeq and is a predicted model, not a curated record.